AUGAACCUCUUCUCGGCUAAGAAAAUGGAUUUAGAAAUGAACCAAUCUUUUAACUCAUCAAUGUCGAACAUUACCCUUAAUCUAAUAUCAAACUGGAAAUCAGAAAGGGACGACGUUCUGGAUUUGGGCGAACAUUGGAGAAGUUUUGGACCCCCUCCGCCAGGGAUGCACAUUUUUAUUGGAGUGCUAAUGAUUAUUGUGGGUAGCAUUGGAGUUACUAGUAACAUUAUAGUGAUCUUCGCAUUUUGUGGGUUCCGGACUCUAAGGCGACCAUCCAGCAUUUUGAUAGUAAACUUAGCAGUAUGCGAUCUAUGUGUCUCUGGACUAUGCUUUCCCAUCCACGCCUACUCGGCCAUAGUUGGACAAUGGUCCUUUGGAAGGACUGGAUGCAAUUGGUAUGUUGUAGUGAGUGGGGUAUCCGGAUUAGCCUCCAUAGCGACUAUGGCAUCUAUCUCGAUCGAAAGGUACACCGUACUUAUUUUGCAGACAUUUCGUAAUCCGUCCAUAAUAACAGGAAGAUUGGGGUUCGUAGCCAUCCCGAUUGUGUGGACAUACGCCAUAGUGCUUCUGAUUCCCCCGCUGUUUGGCUGGGGAAACUUCAUACUGGAAGGAUGGGGUUAUAGCUGUACGUUUGAUUAUAUCAGUCAAGAUGCUCAAAAUAAAGGAUAUGUUUUAACACUCUUCGUAUGUGGAUUCUGUGUACCUGUGUUUAUCAUCGUGUUCUGUUAUUCAUCAAUUAUGAGAUAUGUGUUUUUCCAGAAAAGGGAACUAGAAAGCAUGAAUGCAUUCAGACAUAGUCAUUUAAAUAAGAAAUUCUCAGAGGGCUCAAAAACUCGCAGUAUGAUAGCGCGAAGGUAUGAAUGGCAAGUAACCAAGACAAUGGUGCUGACAGUGGUUUGUUUCUCAAUUGCAUGGCUGCCGUACGCAAUUUUGGCUCUUUAUGGCAUAUUUGGCAAUUACAAAAACAUUACUCCGUUAAUCGCUACAUUUCCAAGUGUAUUCGCUAAGUUUUCUACGAUUCUAAAUCCAAUUAUCUACUCAUUGACGAACACACGAUUCCGUCAACUGCUCCGAAAACGUCUUGAAAAGACGUGUUCAGUUUUAACGAAGAAAAGGGAAUUCCAAAAUAUGACGUCACGGGUGGGUUUCUCCACCGCUCACUCAUCCAGAGAUGAAGUCGAAAGUGGACACGUUGGAAGCAGUGAUGAAUUUAUGCCGAGAUCAAGCCAAACAAAUCAUGUAUCACCUAAGACUACUCAUCAAAGCCGUACGCCUUUGAAAAUGGAACUAGGGCAUAAGCUGAACAUCAAUUCACCGAUUCCCAUGCAGGAGCUUCGCGAUUUCUAUUGCUAAGUGUUUUUUCAAGAUUAAAUAAAAAAUAGUCAGGCUCAGUACGUAACUGCGACAAAAUUUGAAAA
Molecule: messenger RNA, 1418 nt
Organism: Owenia fusiformis
Lineage: Eukaryota; Metazoa; Annelida; Polychaeta; Sabellida; Oweniidae
Source: the annotation of a GenBank genome assembly